AUGAUGAUACUGAGAUCACAGAUUGCUAGAAUAUCAAAAUCGAGUAAAUUAUCUGUAAAUCUAUCCCUCCGCUAUCAAUCUACCCUCAUAAACGGCCAAUCUUACAGUCGGGAUGAGUUCACAAACGCACCGUCGUCUAUUCUCGCUCUCACAGAGCGACAAUUGCAUCAGCAACCUAGUCAUCCGAUUGGUAUUUUAAGAUCUUUGAUAGAGAACUCACUCAAUAAUUACCAACAUUUGACCGCACCUUCGCCGAUUGUUUCUACUUACAAGAAUUUCGACGAGUUGGAAUUCCCAGAAGACCACCCAGGGAGAAGUUUAUCAGAUUCCUACUAUCUCAACAAAACUACUAUGUUGCGUACUCACACUUCUGCACACGAGUGCGAUGUCUUCAAAAAAGGUACAGACAAAUGGAUCCUCACGGCAGAUGUAUACAGGAGAGACGAGAUUGACAGCUCUCACUAUCCUGUUUUUCAUCAAAUGGAGGGUGCUUGUGUUUGGGAUGAUACUACUAAGAACGUCGAAAAGGCAAUCGAAGAGGAAUUGCAUCUUUUAGAGAAAGCACUGGCACAUACCAACGUCAUAACAGAGGAUGUUACCGUCAAUAACAAUCCAAACAACCCAUAUCAACUAUCACAGAGACCAGAAGUUUCUGGUUUGAUCGUAAAGCACUUAAAAAUGACACUCAACUUACUCGUAUACAAUUUAUUCAAGCAUGCUCAGAAUGUCGACGCCGAACCACUCAAAGUGAGAUGGAUCGAAGCCUACUUCCCUUGGACUGGUCCUUCUUAUGAACUUGAAGUACUCUGGGAAGGCAAGUGGUUGGAGCUUCUCGGAUGUGGUGUCAUGCAACAGCGCACACUCGAACGUGCUGGCAUGGGACAUAAAAGCGGCUGGGCUUUCGGACUUGGUUUAGAGAGAAUAGCAAUGGUCCUCUUCGGUAUACCGGAUAUCAGACUGUUUUGGUCAACAGACGCACGCUUUCUCUCACAAUUUGAGUCAGGGAAGAUCAGCAAGUUCGUUCCAUACUCAAAAUACCCGCCAUGUAUCAAGGAUGUCAGCUUCUGGGUGAACAAACCCUUCCAUGAGAAUGACCUCUAUGAAAUUAUCCGCGAAUGCUCCCAAGAUCUCGUUGAAAGUGUUGAAUGUAUUGACAACUUCGUUCAUCCGAAAUCACAACGUCAUAGUCUUUGUUAUCGCAUCAAUUACCGUUCGAUGGAUAAGAAUCUGACAAAUGAAGAGGCGAAUGAUUUGCACGCGAGCGUGAUUGAAAACAUCAAAAAGGCCUUCAAUAUAGAGAUUAGAUAGAUUUUGUAAAACAAUAUACAUUU
Wallemia mellicola CBS 633.66 is the source of this 1331-nucleotide messenger RNA. Its product is annotated as phenylalanyl-tRNA synthetase. Gene Ontology annotation, biological process: phenylalanyl-tRNA aminoacylation. NCBI's taxonomy places the organism in Eukaryota, Fungi, Basidiomycota, Wallemiomycetes, Wallemiales, Wallemiaceae. Bases 1 to 1308 code for a protein of 435 amino acids. The record is from RefSeq and is a predicted model, not a curated record. Gene Ontology annotation, cellular component: mitochondrion; cytoplasm. The transcript is spliced from 2 exons. Gene Ontology annotation, molecular function: ATP binding; phenylalanine-tRNA ligase activity; tRNA binding.